UUGUCUCAUUCAGUGUUCGCGAUUCGUACGGUCCGGUCGUAGUUUCGUCUUGGCUCUUGGAUUGCAGUCCCGGCGGCGGUGGCAAUUGUGACGAGAAGCUUGGUCCGGCGUGUCAAUGGAAACUAGUGGAUCUUCCUACAGUGCAGUCCCCCUUAAGUGGAUUAGUCGUGUUGCAACAGUUUGUCAUUGGUUCAAUAUAUAGUUUUAGGUGCACUUCAUCCCGGAUACAACCCACCGAUUGAUUACGUUGUGAGCAGCAGGAGUGGAUAACUCUCGUCGAAAAAGAGAAAAAAAAUUCCAGCAAGGAUUUUCGUCCAGUCGGGAAGAUGAAGUUCAACUACUAUUCGGACACGUGCUCAGUAAACGAGAUGGCGAAAAGUGAGCAACGGUUUUUGAGAUCCGACAGUCAAACAAACACAUCGACAGCGAAACCAAAAUCGGCAAUAAACCAAUUCAUUUCGGAGAAUAAGCUGAUUUUGGUGACACUGAGUGGAGUUAUACUCGGAAUUCUGCUUGGUUUCAUGUUGCGCCCUUUGGCUCUUCCGGCUGAUACAAUCAUGCUGAUCGCGUAUCCCGGAGAAUUAUUCAUGCGUGUGCUGAAAUUGAUGAUCCUUCCGCUAGUUAUCGCCAGUUUGAUCAGUGGUUCUUCCAGUUUGAACGCAAAAUUGAAUGGGAAGAUUGCCAUUCGAACGUUUGCCUAUUUUGCACUGACCUCCUUUCUGAAUGCCGUGCUGGGAAUCACCUUAGUGUUGUUGAUCCAUCCGGGCGAUCCAAAGCUGCAUGAAGCAAUUGCCGAACAGUCCGCUUCCGGUGGGAAAACUGUAACGCUGAUGGACAGCAUCUUAGAUUUAGGAAGGAACAUCUUCCCGGACAACAUAUUCCAGGCGGCUCUCCAGCAGGCGCACACUGUAUACGUGCCGAAGGACAUUUCCAACAAUGGCAGCAGCAUAUUUUCGAUGGUGAAUACACAACAAACCAAGCCUACGGCUCACAACGCCUUCAAUUGGGAUGACGAGGAGGAGUUGAUCCGGAUCGUCGAGUACCGACCGGGCACUAACACUCUGGGAAUAGUGUUUUUCUGUUUGGUCUUCGGAACACUGUUGGGAACAAUUGGCAGUAAGGGAUACGUUGUGAUCCAAUUUUUCUCUGCAAUUUUCGAUGUCAUCAUGAAGAUGGUCACCGGAGUAAUGUGGUUGACUCCGGUUGGCAUUGGGAGUGUUAUUGCCGGCAAAAUUCUGGCGGUGAACGACAUAACACUUGUGAUGACACAGUUGGCGUGGUUCAUCUUCACCAUCGCCUUCGGCGUUUUGCUGUACCAAUGGGUGAUCAUUCAGUGCAUUUACUUUGCAUUUCUGCGAAAAAAUCCAUUCAAGUUUUACCUAGCCCUGAUCCAACCGAUGCUGACUGCAUUUGCGACCGCUUCGACAGCAGCCGCUCUCCCGCUUACCUUCCGUUGUAUGAACGAAAAGCUGAAGGUGGAUUCCCGAAUUACUAGAUUUGUUCUUCCCAUCGGAGCUAACAUCAACAUGGACGGUACGGCGUUGUUCAUUUCGGUAGCUUCGAUUUUCAUUGCCCAGAUGAGCAAUAUGGCGUUGAAUUGUGGUCAAAUACUCACGGUGCUUUUGACUUCGACGGCGGCUUCGAUGAGUUCAGCCAGUAUCCCUAGUGCCGCGCUGGUGCUGUUGCUGGUUGUUCUGACAGCAAUCGAUGCCCCAAUACAGAAUGUGACGCUCCUGUUUGCUGUUGAUUGGCUGGUAGAUCGCAUCCGAACAACCAACAAUUUCCUGGGCGACUGCUACUGUGCCGUCAUCGUGGAGCAUCUGUCCAAGCGCGAACUGGCACUUACCGACCCGGACCCGGAAGCCUCCGGCGAAGACGACGAGCUGACUCUCGAUGCCGAGGGGAAAGUACCUGUCAAACAAAAGUUUGAAGUUUAGCACAGUCCCGAUUGAUUCGAUUUGUUCUCGUUUAAGGUAAGUAAUUCCCGUGUUUGAUUUAGUGUAUCUCGUGCGUCGUGUCAGAUGUCUCUCUCUCUGCGCGCGUUUUUGGUACUGUAAAACUAACGAACCACAUUUCUAGAGAACUUUCAGUAGAGAAUAGAACGACCUGGUCAAAAUAUGUGAUAUUGAUAUCUGUUUAGCAGUGAAUAGUCUAGUCUGUGAGAGAAUAAAAUACGUAUUAUA
Messenger RNA from Toxorhynchites rutilus septentrionalis, 2183 nucleotides. RefSeq names its product excitatory amino acid transporter (gene Eaat2). Lineage: Eukaryota; Metazoa; Arthropoda; Insecta; Diptera; Culicidae. Gene Ontology annotation, cellular component: plasma membrane. Bases 327 to 1937 code for a protein of 536 amino acids. Gene Ontology annotation, biological process: L-glutamate transmembrane transport. Gene Ontology annotation, molecular function: neutral L-amino acid transmembrane transporter activity; glutamate:sodium symporter activity; L-glutamate transmembrane transporter activity. The record is from RefSeq and is a predicted model, not a curated record. The transcript has 5 exons.